UGUGUUGAAUAAUUAUCAAUGUUGCGGAAACGCUAUUACAAUCAUCAAUGUCGCCUUCAUCUGUGGAGGUUACACAAGAUCCAUCGUUCGAGCGCUGCCCUAGCGAGCCAGGCCACGGGAGAAAGUGUCAAAAUUUAACAUUUGGGGCAAAAACGUACUGACAGCUCGCCAUGGGUGGCUUGUUCCUUCAAGCUUUUUCCCGAAUACAACAUUCAUAGAUUUAUGCUCUUCCUUGUCAUAUCUUGGUCGUGUGCCGUUGAAAUAGGCAACAAACACUACUCCACACUUGAAGCAUCAAUCACCCUGGAGUAAUUGGCAGCACGUGCGAGCUCUUGGCGGGAAACAUCCCGGCAGUCCCUUCCUUUGCUGAACUGUCGUCUGCUGUCUCGUGGGUGUAUCAGGCACGGUGUACGAGCCAUCACUUUAGAAACUUCCACACGCAACACAGGACUAUUUCCUAGAUUGCUACAAACGAAAACAGAUUGGCAAAGAGAGACUAAUUUGAUCAGGAAACCCUGGUGGAAGCUGAAGUCAGUGUGGAACUGUUCUUAAAGAGGCAUCCCGAGCCACAACUGUUGGGUGUUCCUGUGAAUGCACCGAUGAGGGUGAAGAAUGAGAAGAGGGCUAUUUGAUAAGCUACCAGAGAUUAGUAGUUUGGUGGCAGCGAUGGGGUUCGUUCUCCCUCUCUCUUCCUUGCUUGAACCGUUCUGCUUCAGAAGGAUUUACUGCAUAUUGGAUGAGGAUUAUUACCUUUGAAUAAGGAACUGCUUGAAGGGUUCUUAUCACAUUGGUACUGUAACCAGCCAUCCUGCAACAGGCUUUUGGUGUACUGUGACAUUCACAUACACAAAAAAACAGACUUGGAUGUAUUGAACUGUGGAAUGGGUGUGUGGAAUUACUAAAGGAAAACCUGGUUCUAAGGUCAUGCUGUGGGAUGUGCCUAAUCCAACACGGAACAGAUUCAAGCAAACUUCAACCCAGAAGUCAAUAAUAUCAUGGAAUGAAGUCACGCACCUAUCAGCGAAAAGCGACUCAAGUUUGAUGAGAGAAAUCACAGAUUGGAAUAACUAAACCCCUAAUGAUUGAUGUGGAAGUUCACAAUCUUGAAUCACCCCUGCAAGUUUCAAACAUUUGAUUUCUACACCAAAAUUGAUUAGUCUUCUGCUGAUCUGUUUCCUAUCUUGAAAAUUCAUCACUAUUAAGAAAAAGGUUAUGAACUUAUGUUUUGAUUAUCUUAAUGCAGAAAAAUAAGUUUGGAUGAUUAUGUUUUAGUUUUUCUUGGUACAAGCUAUUAAUUUUAUAGCUUUACACCAACAGAUCUUCCAUGUUAAAACUGUUGUUGUAAUGUGAAUUUCAGAUGCUGCUUAUAAUUUACAUUUCUUGAUUUUGCUACCAAAACUCAAAUCUUUAGAUCAAGUUUUGAUCAGCUUAAGCUAUGUUUUGGAAAUAGGAUGAUUUUGGUUUAUCCUCUGUGAUAUGUUUUAACUUUGAGAGAAUAGACACAACCUGUUUAUGUUAUAGUGUGUGAUUAGUCAUCCUUGAUCUUAUUGCACAAAAUGUAGCACCUGAGCAGUGUUUGAUAUGGAUGAAGUUCUGGAUCAAGCUCUGAUGAACACAAUUUAAAGUAUUAGUUUGGAAAUACAGAUUUUGUGUGACGUGUUUUGAUAUAUCCUGUGAUAUUGUAUUGGUGCACAGACUGCUGGUGACACAUGCUUUGUGUGUAAGCCCCUCAUGGAUCUACGAAACCAAUCUACCUUGUGUAUAUGUAUUGCUAAAGCCUGUUGUCGACUGUACCAAGCAUGAGGCUGCCAACUUUCUGGAAUGUACAUAUUCUUUUGGGAGCUCUCCAUUUCUUCCUCAACCCACUACUUUCAUCAACAGCGACCAGCAAUGGAAACCAUGGGACUCUUUGGGAUAAUUCCCCUUAUGAGGUUUCACCUGAGGGAGAUUUUCCAGAGUCCUUGCAAUUUAUGAACAAACGACAAAAAAGUCCAUCUUUCCUGGCAGCCACCAUCAACAUCACUGUGCGAGAGGGAGAAAUGGCCACUUUACCCUGUGCAGUUAAAAACCUGGGCACAAGACAGGUUGCAUGGCGUCGUCUGGCAAAUGGGCAGGUUAUGACAGUGGGGACACUGACUUGGAUAAAAGAUAAACGGGUGUUUGUGGACAACAAGAUUCGCCAUGAGCAACCAGGAGUCUCAGACUGGAAUCUACUUCUAAAAAAUGCUCGUCAGAAGGACAGUGGCAUAUAUGAAUGUCAGAUAACAGACAAGAAAAGAUUUAGUAGAAAUAUAACAUUAACAGUUAUUGGUCCUCCUAUCCGAAAACCUGGAGUAACAAUAGAAGGAAAAGAGUUUCCCAACCUUGGGGAGGAAAUUCGGUUGACAUGCAAUGCAACAGGAGGUCCUCACAUACCAGAGGAAAUUGAUUGGUUUAAAGAGGGAGAUAAAAUAGACUCUCAUAAAUACCCCAACAUUUUAAUCACAAAAUAUCGGUCAUUACGUGAUCAGUCAUUAGUCAGCCAGCUGAUCAUUGAUCACAGUAGAGAGGAGGACAAGGGCAUGUAUAUCUGCCGCAGCUCAGACGAGGAAAUUGCCAGUUUAAAAGUCACAGUUAUGGUUGCUGGAUCAGUUAAUAAGAAAAGAGUACCGCGACCCGUGGAUCCCAAAUCUCAGUCCAACCAGCACGGAGCACGAUACAGAACAGGUUCUGGUUCUACCUAUGGGCCACACCAAGGUUCAUCAGCCUCUGGGCUCUUGCUGAAGGGGUCUGCAUGGAUUGCAUUGUUUUUCUACACGUUGCUAUACCCACUUUGUAUGCAUGUGAUAUGAUGAGGAGACGGACAGAGAUAGAACUGGUGCAAUAACAGUGCCUUGUUGAGUUGCUGUGCCCAAGGCACACUUCUUCUUGAGGACCAUGGACUUGGUGCCACACCAUUGGUUGACAAAGUCAUGUGACUGU
Haliotis rufescens (red abalone) is the source of this 2961-nucleotide messenger RNA. RefSeq names its product zwei Ig domain protein zig-8-like. Lineage: Eukaryota; Metazoa; Mollusca; Gastropoda; Lepetellida; Haliotidae. Gene Ontology annotation, cellular component: neuron projection membrane. The transcript is spliced from 12 exons. Gene Ontology annotation, biological process: synapse organization. The record is from RefSeq and is a predicted model, not a curated record. The coding region runs from base 1800 to 2831 and encodes 343 amino acids.